Boleophthalmus pectinirostris (great blue-spotted mudskipper) is the source of this 3298-nucleotide messenger RNA. RefSeq names its product hamartin-like. Gene Ontology annotation, biological process: negative regulation of TOR signaling; negative regulation of cell population proliferation; regulation of cell cycle. Bases 2 to 3082 code for a protein of 1026 amino acids. Gene Ontology annotation, cellular component: TSC1-TSC2 complex. The record is from RefSeq and is a predicted model, not a curated record. NCBI's taxonomy places the organism in Eukaryota, Metazoa, Chordata, Actinopteri, Gobiiformes, Gobiidae. The transcript is spliced from 20 exons.
GAUGUCUGCGUGCGUCCUGACGCAUGGCCCGCAGGUGUUAGUCAUGUCCCGGGAGCCUGUGGUUCUGGACCUGUCUCUGCUCGAGGGGUCGGACCUGAAGGAGGCGGAGCUCGUCAGAAACUCCCUGUCGCAGCAGCUCAACUCAGACAGAGGAGGCGCCGUCCUGACAUCCCUGGUGGACUUUUACCUGGAGACCUUUUCCUCUCAGGCCGUUUCUCUGCUGUCGACCGUCAGGGAGCAGCUGCACAAGGCGCUGCUGGAGAAGCUAAACGAUGCUCUGAAUAAAUCUGCGUCGCGUCUGGCCGCUCUGUCGCUGCUGGGCCACCUGACGAGGAAGCAGCCGUCGUGGGUUCACCUGGUCACGCGCUGCCCCCUGCUGGCCUCCUUGCUGCGCUGCCUCAAGACUGACGGUGACGCUGUAGUCCUGUCCACUGGAGUCCUGGUGCUGGUCACUCUGUUACCCAUGAUCCCUCACUGCGGGAAGCAGCUCGUCUACGAUUUCUUCGAUGUGUUUGGGCGUUUGGCCUCGUGGAGCCUCAGGAACCCAGCUCAGGUGCCUGUGCUGCAGCUGCUCCACCUGCAGGGGGCGCUCUACUCGCUCUUCCACAGACUCUACGGCAUGUUCCCUGUAAACUUCCUGUCCUAUCUGCGGCUGCACUACAGCAUGAAGGAAAACACGGACACCUUCCACCGAGUCGUCAAGCCCAUGUUGGAUCACGUCAGAGUUCACCCAGAACUGGUCACAGGAACUCAGGACCAAGAGCUGGACCCCACCAGGUGGAGGCGUUUUGAGGUCCAUGACAUCGUGAUGGAAUGUUCUCGUUUGUCUCUGGACCCUCUGGAAGCGUCUAGUGAAGACCUGCUGUACUGCUCCUCCUCCUCCCUUCCCACUGUGCCCUCUGUGCCCACUCUGCCCGCUGUACCCACUGUACCCGCCGUGCCCUCUGUGCCCGUCACUGAGGGGGAGAGCAGCCCAACCACGUCCCUGCAGGCUGUCGAUCUGGACUGGAGUCCUUCGUCUCACUGCGGCAUGUCCACGCCUCCACCUGAAAGACACGCCCCCUCCUCACCAGGCCCCGCCUCCUCGACACCAAGCCCCGCCCUUUUGACUCCAGGCUCCACCCCUUCCACCGCAGGCCCCUCCUCUUCCACACCAGGCCCCGCCCCCUCCACUCCAGUUGUGGCAUCACCCUUCCAGGCUUCCGUACCUGUAGCUCCGCCCCCUGAGCUCUCACCUGUCUCCUGCGACCUCCAGCAGCAGCAGCACAAGCAGCCAAUCACAGAUCAGGAUGGACAGAGUGAUGUCACGAAGCCCCGCCCCCCGACACACCACUCCAUCCCUGACCAAUCGUACGAGGCGCUUUUUGAACUGGCCCUGCCUCGAGCGGCGCCGCUGUUUGUGGCCAAAAAACAAAGGUUAGAGGCGCUGCAGAGAGCAGAGCUGGACCACAGUCCUGUGUCUCCUCUGGAACUUCUGGACCAACUGAAACCAGUCCAAGACCUGCUGAUCCUGCAGGGAGACCACGCCCACCAGCAGCUGCUCAGAUCGGCCAUGAACAAGAGUUUGGACCGCAGCUCUACAGGCCCUCUGGCCCCCUCCAUAGCGCCCCCUGCAGUGUCAGUGGAGGAGCUGAGCAUUGAGCUGCUGCUGGUUCAGAAUCAGCUCCAGUUCGAGAGGUUCAAGAGGCAACAGCACGCCAUGAGAAACCGCAGACUUCUGAGGAGAGUGAUCCAGACCACAGCCCUGGAGGAGCAGCUCAACGCCAUGAGGGCGCAGGUGGGCGUGCUGGAGGCAGAGUUGCGUUUCCUCAGAGAGAGUCUGGAGGUGGAGCAGAUACGUUUCUCUGAGCUGAAGCUUCACUCUGAGACGAGCACGUCCCAGCUGCAGGCGCACAUCCAGGACCUGAGCUCCAGCCAGCAGGGGGCGCUGCAGGACAAGGCCCGCCUACAGAGCGAGCUGCUGCAGUGUCAGACGCGGUUGAAGGAGCAGGAGGCGGAGCUUCAGAGAGCCAAUCACAAGGCAGAUAACGCCCAGCACCAGCUGUCACAACUGUCAAUCAAAGUGAGCAGUGGGGAGGAGCUCCAGCAGCACCUGUUCCUCAUGAACCAACAGCUUCUUCUGCUGCGAGAGUCAAACCGAACCCUGAGCCAAGCCCUGAGCUCCACAAGAAACAGAUCUGACAUGGAGGCGUUGCUGCUGCAGGGGGUUGUGGGUAAUGAAGUCCAGCAGCUGAAGGAGAGCGAGGUGCAGCUGAAGCAGGCCCUGGACUCAGCCAACGACAGAGCGGAGGAACUGGAGACCCAACUGGCCCUCAAAGACCAACUGAUCCUGGACCAGAAGAGACUCCUGGAGGACUGCAAGGCUCUGAGCAGGUCCCAGCUGUCUGCGUCUGAGUCUCGGUGUGUGGCUCUCAGGUGCAUCACUCAGAGCCUCCAGACCGAGCUCCUUCACCUCUACAGCCAGAUCCAGCUCCGGUCCAAAGAGGGCCAAGACCAGGAUCACAACCAGGACUGGGCCUACAGCAGGCCCCGCCCCUCGGCAUCUGUCAACAUCGCCAACAACGCCAAACUGCAGCCGCUGUACUCGCCGCCCAUCGAGUCGCCGCUCACCGUCGGCUCCUUCCUCGAACGGGAAGCACGGCGACUGUUCGGACCGGCCAAUCAGAGCCCGGAGACGGAAGAAGCAACCGAUCACAGCCCGGGGGAGGUGCAGAGCCGCGUCGAGUUCGAGUCCGAAGUAGCCAAUCGGAGCGCGGCGUCCGAGGGAGCGGCCAAUGACGAUCCAGAGGGGGCGGGACAAAGGGAGCGGGACGUAAAACCGGAGCAGCGAGCGCUUUCCGGCGUAGAGUCAGAGCCGGCGGCCAAUCGCAGCUCAGAGGAGGCGGCGCUGGAGGAGGAGGCGGAGGAAGUGCAGGAGGAAAUGCUUCUGACCUCGAGUCCCCCAAACCAGCCUCAGAACUGGGCCGGCGUCGGUCGGAACAGCAGACCGGGACCCGCCCACGGAGACCUCACGCUGGCCGUACGACAGCGCCGACUGGAGCUCAGCCUCAUGGACUACAACGAGACCGGACCGGACUCCUGACCGGGAUCCGGGUCUAGAUCAGGAGGUCCAAAGGGAUCGUGAACUACACCGCUGACGUGAAACUGGACUGAGCCGGGUCUGAUCUAGGACUCCAUCAGGUCUAAAGGAAGGAGAUCCAGGACUAAAACAGGACUCAGGUCUCAACGACGGCUCAACCAAGUCUAAACAUUGACAACACUAGGAAUAUACGCAUCAAGAAUCUCGGACGUCAGGUCA